Messenger RNA from Nomia melanderi (Alkali bee), 1005 nucleotides. RefSeq names its product methyl-CpG-binding domain protein 2 (gene MBD-like). Gene Ontology annotation, cellular component: nucleus. Gene Ontology annotation, biological process: negative regulation of transcription by RNA polymerase II; DNA methylation-dependent constitutive heterochromatin formation. Gene Ontology annotation, molecular function: methyl-CpG binding. NCBI's taxonomy places the organism in Eukaryota, Metazoa, Arthropoda, Insecta, Hymenoptera, Halictidae. The record is from RefSeq and is a predicted model, not a curated record.
AUUACCCGAACCGAUAACUACACUAACCUACUCGAAUUUAACGGAACGCAUCAGUAUGGCCUCCGGUAACUCAGUCGUGCGACGGUUCGUUAAUUAUUUAAGUAAUUUUUUGGUGCAUAUAAGUGUAUAUUGACAUAAACAUUUCGCCGAAAUGAACAUGUCAGUGGAGAAGAAAAAAUACCCAUCUGCGUUGCCAACAAACUGGCCGACGAGAGAUGAAACUACCAGAAAGAAUCAAAAUCAAUUGUCAACUACGGGAAAGGUUGACGUUUAUUAUUACAGUCGUGGAGUCAGAAACGACGCGUCGUUGGUACCACCGAUAAGGCAGACAGCGUCCAUUUUUAAACAACCAGUUACAAUUUAUAAGACUCAGGAAGGAAAAGUAAAAGAUAUCAAGCAUGGGAAUCAAGAAAAACCAAAACAGGAAGGAGCCGAUAAAGCUGAAGGCAAAUACGGCUCCCAAGAUAAGCCUAAACAGUUAUUUUGGGAAAAACGUUUGGAAGGUUUAAGGGCAUGCGAUCCAGAUGGUUUUGAAUUUGACGCAAUGGAUUUACCAAAAAGUUUAAAACCAGUCGGUCCAUAUAUCACAGAGGAAACUCUUCUUCAGAGUGUUGCGACAGCUCUGCAUGUUUCGUCUCAGCCAGUCACUGGACAGACGGGUUCAAAAACAGCUUUAGAGAAGAAUCCCGGGGUAUUUCUUAAUCCCGAUCAACCCCUCGUACAGGCUGUUUCGAUAGCAGACGAUGACAUCAAAAGGCAGGAGGACCGAGUAGCUCUAGCAAGAAAAAAAUUGCAAGACGCGUUACGGGCGAUACCGACAUGAAUUGUACAAGUCUUUUUAGUUAUAUUUCCAUUCGCUCAUCCCUAGUCUUAAGUUCGUCAUAAAUUAUGUCAUACCGGUUUUUAUAAUAAAUGUUUUGUAAAGAAACGAACAUGACCACUGCAUGUACAAUGCUAUGAUACUUACAAUGUAAGUUCAAGGAAGAAUCAUAAAUUGUUUUAAAU